Messenger RNA from Mytilinidion resinicola, 435 nucleotides. RefSeq lists its product as uncharacterized. NCBI's taxonomy places the organism in Eukaryota, Fungi, Ascomycota, Dothideomycetes, Mytilinidiales, Mytilinidiaceae. The transcript is spliced from 2 exons. The record is from RefSeq and is a predicted model, not a curated record. The coding region runs from base 1 to 435 and encodes 144 amino acids.
AUGUCAGCUCGAUUCACCAUUCUCCCAAUCCGAGCGCGGCGAAACUGUUCGAGUUUAUUACCAUUGUUGACGUUCGGAACGACUGCAAAUCACAUCACCUCUGCAACUAUUGUCGAAAUUCGGAACGAUCGCGAAUCACUUCCUGUUUUCCAAGUUGCUAUGCUCAACAAUCAAGAAAAAGGCGUUGAUGCUCACGCUACCACUAGCAUUCAGCCACUUGUGCAAUCCCAGAACAGUCCGUCAAGAGGCUAUCACGAGUCGAAUAUAGACGAUGUUGCGACCUCAAAAUUCAAACAUCCGCUGCUCCUUACUUUACUCAGCGUGCGGCUCAAUGCAGUUCCGAACAAGUCCAGGGGUCCUGAUCAAAUAUUGCGAACGCCGAUCCGUCUUCUCAAACUCGCCUGCUCGGCCUCAUCCCCUCACCCCACUGCCUAA